Molecule: messenger RNA, 567 nt
Organism: Melanaphis sacchari
Lineage: Eukaryota; Metazoa; Arthropoda; Insecta; Hemiptera; Aphididae
Product: octopamine receptor Oamb-like
Exons: 1
Biological process (GO): adenylate cyclase-activating adrenergic receptor signaling pathway
Cellular component (GO): membrane
Molecular function (GO): G protein-coupled amine receptor activity
Source: RefSeq, a predicted model, not a curated record
UAUGAUGUGACGUUGCAGGUGUGGCUGUUCGGCGAUUACCUGUGUUCCGUGUGGCUGGCCGUGGACGUGUGGAUGUGCACGGCCAGCAUCCUUAACCUGUGCGCCAUAUCGCUGGACCGGUACCUGGCCGUCACCAGGCCGGUGCAGUACCCGAGCCUGAUGACCAGUUUCCGGGCCAAGGUGCUGGUGGUGAUCGUGUGGGUGCUGAGCUUCGUCAUAUGCCUGCCGCCGCUGGUCGGCUGGCGCGACACGCACAUACCGGCCGAAGCGUCCACGGUGUUGAUCCGGAACGAGCUGUACCGGAACGGCACCGGCCGGCCGCAGCAGGAACCGCUGCCGCCGUCGUGCCCGUGGAUAUGCGAGCUGCCCAACAACAAGUGGUACGUCGUGUACUCGGCGCUGGGCUCGUUCUACAUACCGAUGUUCGUCAUGCUGUUCUUCUACUGGCGCAUCUACAAGGCGGCCGUGCACACGACGCGGGCCAUCAACCAGGGGUUCCGGACGAUGCGCAGCCGCCGGACGUUCGGCAACCGGUUCGACGAGCAGCGGCUCACGUUGCGCAUACAC